GUCCCUCUCCCAAAUGUCUAAAGGCGUCACGAGAAACACAGUUUUUUUCAUCGGUCAAAAGUAACUUUCAUUAAUUUGUCAAAGAAAAAUCAAGCGCUUUAAAAAAAAUUAGGUAUACCUAUAGAACUGUCUAUCUUUACACAUUAGAAAGUAUUUUCUUGUCAUGAAUUAAAUGCAACCGGUCCAGCAUAGAGUGAUACGUGUUUCCCUUUGUGAGAGGAGUGUUUAUUGUGAAACGCCGGACUGGGCUAUAGCAUUACUUCAGUAAAAGGGAAUUGUAACCUCAAGUCCUCCACAAAUCAAACGACUUGAUCAAAAUACAUGCAGUGCAAUGGAUAUUAAAAGUCAUUCUGAGGCUGGGAAUGGUAGAGACCCCGAUGUGGUUUAUGUGUACAGUCCCGAGUACAUCGAUACAUGCGACUCUCUUUCCAAAGUACCUAAAAGGGCAAGCAUGGUUCAUUCAUUAAUUGAAGCAUAUGGCUUGCUUAAACACAUGAGGGUAGUAAAGCCCCACACUGCAACGAUGGAGGAGAUGGCAGCCUUUCACACUGACUCCUACCUGGAGCACCUGCACAAAGUCGGGGAGGAGGGAGAUGAUGACGACCCCAAGUCUAUAGAGUAUGGCCUGGGUUAUGACUGCCCUGCAACAGAAGGUAUUUACGAUUAUGCUGCAGCAGUAGGCGGGGCCACGUUAACAGCUGCCCAGUGCUUGAUCGACAGGACGUGUAAAGUGGCAAUCAACUGGGCAGGAGGCUGGCAUCAUGCAAGAAAAGAUGAAGCCUCCGGGUUUUGCUACAUUAACGAUGUAGUUCUUGGUAUUUUAAGACUACGGGAGAAAUACGAGAGAGUUUUAUACGUGGAUGUGGAUUUGCAUCAUGGGGAUGGUGUGGAAGAUGCAUUUAGUUUCACCUCCAAAGUCAUGACGGUAUCGCUGCACAAAUUUUCUCCCGGAUUUUUCCCAGGUACUGGAGAUGUGUCCGACACGGGGCUUGGGAAAGGAAGGUGGUAUGCUGUUAAUGUUCCCCUGCAAGAUGGAAUUCAAGAUGACAAAUAUUACCAAGUCUUCCAAAGUGUGCUGACAGAGGUACAUGCAGCCUUUAACCCUGAAGCUAUAGUCUUGCAGCUGGGUGCAGACACGAUGGCAGGGGACCCCAUGUGCUCCUUCAACAUGACCCCAGUGGGAGUGGGAAAGUGCCUGCAGUAUGUUCUACAGUGGGAGCUUCCAGCUCUAAUAUUGGGAGGAGGAGGGUAUAACCUUGCCAACACUGCCCGAUGCUGGACCUAUCUGACUGGCACUGUCCUCGGCCAAACGCUCUCCUCUGAGAUUCCGGAUCACGAGUAUUUUACGGAGUUCGGCCCUGACUAUGUACUGGAGAUCACCCCGAGCUGCCGACCUGACCGCAACGAGUCUCAGCAAAUUCAGCAGGUCAUCAGCUCCAUUAAAGGGAAUCUGAAGAAUGUGGUUUAAGAGUGGAACGCGGAUCAUAUUUCCUGAACAGGGAGGCCGUGCUAAUGAAGACAGUAUGUAGAAGUUAUCGCCGGAGGGGGGAAAUUUGGAAAACAUUACUUGAAAGUUUCCAAGGACUUUUAAUGGGAAAACCAGCUAACUGAUUUUUUUUUUUUUAACCAUUUUACCCAGUUUUUUGGACUUUCGUCACUUUUUUGUGACAGUAAAUGUCGGCCUGCAAGCUGUUCUGAUUUUAAAAGUAUCUAGUACUGUUUUAAGACUUCAUGAAAUACUGUAUGUGUUAUCUCACUUAACAUCAUUUUUCUGUCACUUUUAUGCACCUUCAUUGUCAAGGGCAGUCAAAAUGUAUGGGUAGUUUCACCCUGAUUUCCUUUGCAAGGCAUGCAGUUAAGUUAGAAACUAUCAUCAAAACAGUGUAUUUACUGCCUAGAAAAUCUCAAACAAAGAGAUAAACCCAUAGAUUUAAGCAAAGUUCUGUCUAGUCCCUUUCUUGGAGUUCGAAUGGAAGUUCUGGAGUAAAUGACAGUUUAAUGUUGGUAAGUUUAAUCAAGACCCAUCUUCAGUUUGUAUGAAAGCCGUUUUCAUUUUAGAAUCCUGUGUAGAUCAUUAUGUGCCAAAACAUGAGUACUCUUUAAGCAACUGGAUGUAAUAAUGAGUUUCUGGGAAAGAGGCAUAAUUUGCGUGUACUCAGUAUAGACUUGCUGAACUGGAAGAUGAAUACACUUUAGGCUGUCUUACCAGCUGGUCCUGAUGCAGCUUAGUUGAGGCUGUCUGUGAAGAGGUUAUCAGGUCUGUGUGUCUCUUCAUGUACAGCUGGAGUACAUUAAACAAGCCACACUGGUCAUGUGAUUGCACUUCUCUCAAAUGUUUGGAAGAAGUGUAUUCCCAAUAGAAUCCAAUGGCUCUAAACACCACCACUGAGAUGAUGACUUAUCCUUUAAAAUCUCUUUUAAAUUUGUGAAACCUAAAUGGGGACAGACUGGGGCAAAGGUAGCGUGUGGCUGUUUCCAGUAGACAAAUGCUGAAGGGCUUGAGCGGCUGGAGGCUAAUUUAUUGGGUUUUUAUUACUUUUAAGUGGUGGUGUUGUGUUAACAAAAACAGCAGUGUACCUGGCUCAAAACUUUUGCAGCAGUAAACUUCCUGACUGACAUGAACCGUGCGAUCUGCACCUCGUUCAUGGGGGAACAAAAAGAAAAGAAGUGGGCUUUCAUGCUGUAUUUAAUUCUAAAGCCGUCUCCAACUUAGUCCUUUAAAAAAAUGGUUUUGCCAGUGUAGAGCUAUGCUUUGAAUGAAAUGUGAAAACCACAAGCAGGCUGUGUGGUCCAGUGGUUAAAGAAUCGGGCUUGUAACCAGGAAAUCCCACCUCAGCCACUGACUCAUUGUGUGACUCUGAGCAAGUCACUUCACCUCCUUCUGCUCCGUCUUUCGGGUGAGACGUAGUUGUAAGUGACUCUGCAGCUGAUGCAUAGUUCACACACCCUAGUCUCUGUAAAUCGCCUUGGAUAAAGGCGACUGCUAAAUAAACAAGCAGCCAGGUUGCAGCAGGGCACUAGGUUGCAUUGCAAUGUUGACAAUUUAAUCUCCACCUUUGUGUAUAAAUAUACUCGGAUGCCUUUUUUUGCAUCCACUGGGACUGCGUUGAAUGCCAUUUUAAAACAUGUUCCUAUCAGCAGUAGAGAGUGAUCAAACCGGUUUCAACUGGGGCUCUAGUGAGGGUGGCUGGUAGAAAAAAGAGUGACCAAAGAAAUCAGCAUAUAUGUAUCAGCUCUAGCAACGAAAAGGCUGCUUUUUAAAUAACGGGGCAAUAUCAGCAGUUUUUUUUAUUGGUACCGUUUGGAUUGUAGACUAUUUGAUAUUGGAAUGAGAAAAGAUCUGCCUUAACAACCUGUUUCAUGGUACAGAUAGAAACAGCAGAAUUGACACACAGGACAGCGUCUGCCACAGCAUCCUGGUAGCAAAGGCUCAGUAACCCUACACUGCUAACAGCAUUGAGGAGUUCUCACAUGGACUUCCUGCUGAGCCCAUGAAGACUUUAAUUAAUUUCAUCCUCCGUUUAUAAAUACUGUAUUGACUAAGAAUACAAAUAGCUGCAUCAAAGCAAGAUAAAUAUUAACAAAAAGGUGCAAUCUUUAGUAUCACCCAGCAUUAAGGUUCCAAGUGUAAAUGAUCAAUUAGACAUAGUGUCAUGAAGGAUAGUUCUACCUGGGGAUGACUCCUAGUACUGUACUACUAAAAUCCUGCUUGUUUUUUUACUACUGAUCAAAAACGGUUAGGUUGUAAAGAGCCCCUGUGCAUUUUUAAUGAAUUCUUUGUGUUUUUAUUUUACAUGUGGCUAUUGUUAAGUGUAUAAGCUGUUUGAAAUUGACUUCAUUUAUCAUUUUAGCAAACAUGUUUUUAACUUUGUAACUGUUGAUUUUUAAACUGACAACUGUUCUCUACUGUAAAUAGUAUUCUUCUGAAAGUCUUUGUUUUGUUUUUUUUCUGCUGUUGACUAUUGAAGCCACAGAACGGAACUGUUAGGAUUGGUUGCUAAUUAAUGUUUUAACUCACUUUUUGCGAUAAUUACAGUACUCAGUGAUACAUUCUGUAUUAAAUGCGAUUUAGUUUAAUCAAUUAAUAAAAGACAAAUGGGCUGUGUAGGUCCAUUCCUCUUUAUAUAGCUAGUGCCCAGUCUGUCCUGCCAGGCUCUUUCACAGUGACCCAGCAGUAUGACUGAGUGACAGUCUUUAUCCCACCUCUGUGCCCCCUAGAGCUUUUUUUUUUUUUUUUUUUUUUUUUUUUUUUUAAAUAUUCCUCGUUUUUUGUGGUGGCUGUGGUCAUGGCCGUUUGUAACUGUCAUGUAGGGGGGUAGCAAAGCACCUACAGUAUCAGACCCCUGGAGACAUAUCAGGCAUUCUGCAGGGCGAUCCAGAACUGUUUCCAAAGCAUACUUUUAUACUGCAUACUAGUACAGCAUCUAUCUAUGAUUGAGUUUAUGAAGAAUCAUUUGUAAAGUGUAUAUAAUGCUUGCAGAUAUGUUUUUGUAGUAUUCUGGUAUACACUGUUAUCCAGUAUUGGUAGCCAUGACAGGUUUUAUUUUGAUGCAUUAUAUCCCAUUUCUAUUUCUUGUUCAGUCUGGUGAAUGGAGAUCUAAAAUUUUAAUGCCCAUUAUAAAACAAUGCCCAUUAUACUUCCAUUGAGUCGUUACCUCGGAAAGCAGAAUCAUUUAAAACUGAGUCCAGUUGAACAUGUGUUUCCCGUGGAAAACCUCACCCACGAACAUCCAGGAAGAACUCCUCAAUGUGCUCAAGGAGGAAUGGCAAUUUAUUCUACAAAACCAAGAGCUAUGUCAACUGGAGCUCCCCACAACACUGCUGACCAUUACUGAGCAUCAAAGCAAGACAUUCACUUUUUUGUUACCUACAAACCGAAUGUUUUGGUGAACUUCAUUUCUUAGUAUCAAACAACUAUAAAUAAAUGUGUAUACUUAA
Messenger RNA from Acipenser ruthenus (sterlet), 4938 nucleotides. Its product is annotated as histone deacetylase 8-like. Bases 332 to 1468 code for a protein of 378 amino acids. Gene Ontology annotation, molecular function: histone deacetylase activity. Lineage: Eukaryota; Metazoa; Chordata; Actinopteri; Acipenseriformes; Acipenseridae. The record is from RefSeq and is a predicted model, not a curated record. The transcript has 11 exons.